AUGACCUCGCUCAACCUUUCCAUCAACGGGCCCUCCAUCCGGAGCAGCUACGACUCUGUCAUCAAGGCACCCAAUUCGACCUCCAGCUCCCCCACCGACGUUCGUUGGGCCCUCUUUUCUGUCCAGGCACCCCUCGCCAAUGCCUUCCAAGACUCGGGCAACAAAGAGAGCGUCCUCAAGGUCGACGGCACCGGGUCCGGUGAGCUUGACGAGCUCAUUGAAGACUUCAGCGAAGGCCGCAUCCAGUUUGCGUUUGUCCGCGUCAAGGAUCCCAACUCCGGCCUGCCCAAAAAUGUUCUCAUUGCUUGGUGCGGUGGCGGCGUCCCCGAGCGCACAAAGGGCUAUUUCACGAGCCACCUCGCUGCCGUGUCCAAGGUCCUCCACGGCUACCACGUCCAGAUCACCGCCCGCUCCCAAGACGACCUCGAGAUCGACAGCAUCAUGAAGAAGGUUUCCGACGCCUCCGGGGCCAAAUACUCGGCCGGCAGUUCCGGCGAUGCCGGGCCCCGCGCCGCACCGCCCCCGCUGGCCAAGAAGCCCGUGUUUGGCCCGACCAGCAGCUCGUCCGCAGCCCAUGCGCCACUCGUUGCCGCCCGCAACCGGCGGCAGGAAAAUGUCGACGCCGACGGCUGGGGUGACGACGCCCCGCCCGUCACCCGUACCCAGAUUGAGAAGGUCGAGUCCGCAUACAAGCCUGUCAAGGUCAACAUGGCGGAGCUCACCAAGCAGAGCCAGCCCCAGCCCCCUCGGGCUGGUGGUGGUGGCGCUGCUGCAAGCCACAGCAACGACAAUCCUGACGUCAUUGGCGGCGGGUACAAGCCUGUCGGCAAGGUCGACAUUGCUGCCAUCCGCGCCGCCGCAAAAGUAUCCCGCGACGACCGCCCGACCAUUGUAAAGGGCGCCUACGAGCCUGUUGGUAAGGUGGACAUUGCUGCCAUUCGUGCCAAGGCCCAGCGCCCGACCGACGACGACAGCAGCGCCCGCCCCUCGCCCCCUCCUCCCUCUGCGCCGGCCGACGACGAGCCGGAGCCACCCAAGAGCCUCGCCGCCCGCACCGCAAUGCUCACGCCGUCCGAAUCCGAUCGCCUGACCUCCCUUCCUAAGCCCAAGAUAGCCAAUAGAUUCGGCGGCGCCCCUGCCUUCUCCGGUACGAAGGCUCCGAUUCCCGGCAGCGGCAGCCUCGGCCUUGGCGCGCCCCGUCCCCCCAAGCCCCCUCCGGUUGGCUCGGCCAGCCGCACAUUCGCCGACCAGGGCGGUAAAACGCCCGCACAGAUCUGGGCGGAGAAGAAGGCCCAAGGAGGUUCCGGUGCUGCGAACCUAGCACCGUCCGGUGUCACAUCCCCGCCUCAGGUGGUGUCGCCUCUGGGUGCACAGAAGAGCGGUGGCGAGUGGAAGAGCGGGUACAAGGGCAAAAGCUGGGGCGCUGUGCAGACGACCAACUUUGGCCGUGGGGGUGCCGUUACCGAGCAGCGCACUGGUGGGUCGGUGGACGCCAAGUCCCAGGACGAGCCGCCCAGCUCGCCUGGUGGUGGCGUCUCGGCGCUGCGAGACCGCUUCAAGGGUGCCCAGCCCAUGGGCCAGCCGGCUCCUUCGGCCCCCGCUAUUCCUACGCACACUGGCGACAACAGCAGCCGUGGCUUCGACAACAACAACGAUGAUGAUGACGACUCGGCCCCGCCCCCGCCUAUUCCCUCUGCCUCCCGGCCUCCUGGUGCCUUCCAGCUGCCUGGCUUGCCAUCACGGCCACCGCCGCCGACGGACGAAGACGAGGAGGAAGAGGAGUCCCACGAGCGUGAACAGUCGCCUGUCCGCCUGGCCGUCCCUGUUGCUCGUGCGCAGGAACCGGAGCCAGAGCCAGAGCCCGAGCCCGAGCAAGAAGAGGAGCCUGCGCCCCCCGUCCCCGUCGCACCACGGCCUGUUCCCCCGCCGGUGCACGACGAGCCCGAACCGGAGCCUGAGCCGGCGUAUGAGCCCGAACCUGAACCGGCUGCUGCCCAUGCUGGCGGUUCCGGCGGCAGUGGCCAGCGUGCGCUGGUCCAGUACGACUACGAAAAGGCCGAGGACAACGAGAUUGAGCUGGUCGAGGGCCAGUACGUCACCAACAUUGAACAGGUCGACGAGGAUUGGUGGAUGGGCACCAACGAGCACGGCGAGACUGGUCUGUUCCCUAGCAACUACGUCGAGCUCGUGGACGACGACGCGGCUCCUGCCCAUCACGACCCCACACCUGCAACGGCGACGCACGUCCCACCGCCGCCACCAGCCGAGGAGCCGGAGCACGAGGAAACGGGCGGCAAGAACCUGCCGUGGGCCUAUGCCCAGUACGACUACGAGGCUGGCGAAGACAAUGAGCUGAGCUUCCCUGAAGGCGCCAAGGUGACGGACAUUGAGUUCCCCGACGACGACUGGUGGUUUGGCCACUACCAGGGCCAGUCGGGUCUCUUCCCGUCCAACUAUGUCGAGCUGCAGCAGCACUAG
Sporothrix schenckii 1099-18 is the source of this 2478-nucleotide messenger RNA. Its product is annotated as actin-binding protein. Gene Ontology annotation, cellular component: actin filament; cortical actin cytoskeleton; site of polarized growth. NCBI's taxonomy places the organism in Eukaryota, Fungi, Ascomycota, Sordariomycetes, Ophiostomatales, Ophiostomataceae. Bases 1 to 2478 code for a protein of 825 amino acids. Gene Ontology annotation, biological process: regulation of actin filament polymerization. The transcript has 2 exons. Gene Ontology annotation, molecular function: actin filament binding. The record is from RefSeq and is a predicted model, not a curated record.